This is a messenger RNA of Hevea brasiliensis (rubber tree), 2631 nucleotides long. Its product is annotated as inactive poly [ADP-ribose] polymerase RCD1. Bases 543 to 2408 code for a protein of 621 amino acids. The record is from RefSeq and is a predicted model, not a curated record. Gene Ontology annotation, molecular function: NAD+ poly-ADP-ribosyltransferase activity. NCBI's taxonomy places the organism in Eukaryota, Viridiplantae, Streptophyta, Magnoliopsida, Malpighiales, Euphorbiaceae. The transcript has 7 exons.
ACAAUAACUUUUCCAAGUCUUCGGUUCGAUUCGAUUCUUCAAAGAGUACCUGCGGCCUAGGCCUCUGUUCAUUCGACUUUUCUUUUUCGUUAUUUAUUUAUCCUCCUCGCCCUCCCAUUCCACCACCACCACCACCACCACCACCACCAACCCCACCCCACCUCCACCCCCACCCCCACCCCUACCCGGGUCACCUCCAAUCAACAUACUCUAAUCCUUCCCAAAUUCUCAAACAUUCGAAAUGGGGAAACCAAAUUAGGAAGCAUUCAAGCAUAUUAUCAUCGAUUAGGACCCACCAGUGCCAGAAGAAUCAUGCUUAUGCCCCAACCAUCAUCUAUAGUGACGGGAAAUUCAGUGAAAAAUUAAAUUAGGGCCGAUUGGGUCUGGUAUGAGCGUACCCUAAAUAAUCAUAUUAAGGGCUUGGCAAUCAUCUUCAAUGGCAUUGUGUCUUUAGCCCUGGUGGGAGGCUAAAAUUGUUAGUUUUCUUUAUAUUUGAGCGUUUGGAUUUGAACUUUUUAUAGGGAUUGAUUUAUUACGUAGAAAUGGAUGCCAAGAUCGCAAAGGUAUUGGAUAGUAGUAGUCGUAGAAUUAUGCUCGAUCUGAAGAGAAAACGAGCAUCCCGUUAUGCGGCAUAUUUUGCUGAAGCUUCCCGCACUAUGUCACCUGAGUGGCCAGCAGUAAAUUUUUCAACCCAUAAGUCUGGGAAACGGAGGAGACUAGGUGGAAGCCGAAGCAAUCUUGUGGGCUGUGGGUAUUGUUUUAGAAGAUCUUUGCUCCGGUGUUAUUCAAAUUUUAUGAAGACUGGGGUGCCACAACGUCUAAUGUUUUAUCAGAAUGGUGAAUGGACUGAUUUUUCUCAGGAUCUAGUUGCUUUGGUUAGGAAGGAUCUUCAAGAGAAAAAACCAGCUAUAGAGGUUGAGUUAGAGGGUCAUCUCUAUGUGUUAGAUCUCUUGCAUAUGUUUCGAGUUGACAUGAAGACAGGUUUUCAGCAACCGAUUGCUUGGAUUGAUGAAGAAGGUGGCUGCUUCUUUCCGGAAAUUUAUAUUGAUAAUGAGGAGCCACAUGAGUGCUGCCAUCAUAACUGUGUGAAUGACCAAGGGCCUAUGUUUAGAGAGUCUAAUGGGCCUCAUGAGAUAAAACUGAAGCUGGAAAUUGACAUAAAUGGAGUGGAUCAUCAUCAAUCUAAGUUAGAGUGUAGUGGAGUUUUGAAUGCUUUUGUCAAGCAUAUUGAAAUUGCUCAAAAUUCUACGAGUGUGAAUGUUGUAGAAGUUGAGGAUAGUUGCAACAGGAAGCCUGAUGCAAAAAUUAAGGAAGGUUUUGAGGAAAAUCAGCAUAUUAAAGAACAUGUAUUCACUGGAAUUGAAUCUGUUAAUGAAAAAUUGGAUUCUGAUACUGUCCGGAAUAUGUUUCUUACAGGCAUGAAGCCUUUUAGUGGUGCUGCCGUACUUGAUAUUUUUCGCUGCUCUAGUAAUACAAUGCAAGCCCGAUUGGAGAUUUUCCAGAAGCAGAUUGAACUAACAAAAAGGUGUCGUGGUGAUGCAAAUGUUCGAUAUGCUUGGCUUGCUUCGUCUAAAGGAUUACUAUCUACAAUUAUGUUGUAUGGACUUGGACAUUGUGGACCAUCCACAACUAAGUCUAAAUAUGGCAUUGGUGUUCAUCUCUUCGCAGCAAACUGCUGUCAAGCCAGUGCAAAAUUUUGUGAUGUUGACGAAAAUGGAGUACAACAUAUGUUAUUUUGUCGUGUGAUAAUGGGAAAAAUGGAGCUUGUUCAGCCUGGGAGUCAACAGUGUCACCCCAGUAGUGAGAAUUUUGAUAGUGGUGUCGAUGAUCUUCAAAAUCCAAGACAGUAUAUAGUGUGGAAUAUGAAUAUGAAUUCCCAUAUUUACCCAGAAUUUGUUGUUAGUUUCAUGGUCUCUUCCAAUGUUGAAGCAGGGAACUUUGCAGGAAAUGAGAUGAAAAAUGCUGUUUCCCGCAUCACAUUUUCACAAGGUGCUCAGUGGAUUUUGCCAAUCGAGUCUUCUACUGUUGGUCUAAACCUGCCUUUAGAAUCUCCUAAAGUUGAUUUGAAUCUACAAAUGGAAUCUCCUGCGACUGGUCUGGGAAGUGAAGGCCAACCAAAAUCUGGGGGAUCUCUUGGAAAAGCUUCAAGUCUUGGUUCAAGCAGCACAAGAACUCCUAGAUCCCCUUGGAUGCCUUUCCCCAUGUUGUUUUCUGCAAUCGCAAAUAAAGUUCCUCGCAAGGAAAUGGAAUGUAUAAAUACUCAUUAUGAACUAUUCCAGGCAAAGAAGAUAAGCAGGGGAGAUUUCAUCAAAAGGUUGAGAUUGAUUGUUGGAGAUGCUUUACUGAAGUCGACGAUCACAAGUCUUCAAUGCAAGGUACCAUUGAAGUAUAUGGUUGGAAACACCUAAGUCAACUGUAGAAGAUUGAAGUGGCCUUUGAUUCAAAGUGGUCAUGGUCCAUUGAUCUGUUGUGUUGGAAUUUUAGGUCAAGCUUGCCUGUGUGCUUGAACGUGUCGACAUGAAGUUGUGAAUAAUAUGCAACACUGUUUAGGUUUAGUAAUAUUGUGACACAACUAGGUUUCUUCUAUUAUCUUUGUUACUUAAAGGGUUAUUGUAACUUCUUGAACUGAAA